This is a messenger RNA of Conger conger (European conger), 4901 nucleotides long. RefSeq names its product junctional cadherin complex regulator (gene jhy). Gene Ontology annotation, biological process: axoneme assembly. Lineage: Eukaryota; Metazoa; Chordata; Actinopteri; Anguilliformes; Congridae. The record is from RefSeq and is a predicted model, not a curated record. Bases 863 to 3433 code for a protein of 856 amino acids. The transcript has 8 exons.
AUGUGUUUGAGCCACGCCACUGCUUUAGGAUAGCUAACUAUCUAGAUAUAUUGUUUUAACCGUACAUUAUCUAAUAAUGUUAUAUCGCUAGGCUAAAUUUACUACCAGAAUGUAACGUUACUAUCAAUUGAACUGCAUAAUUUUGCUAGCCGUUAGCUAACUCGCUUGCUAGCUACCAUAACUACCUAAAAUUAACUGACUAGCUAGCUAAGUUCACUCUGAGCAAAGAAGAAACACUAUUUCGUAAUUUAACGUCCGCGCACUUUCCAUCUAGCCAUAGUUAAGUUAUGCGUCUGGCUUGCUCCAGCCUUGCCUAACGACGUUGCGUUAUGUCACAAACUCAAACUGAAAUAGCUAAUUUAGCUAAGUUAACUAUAGUUAGAAAGCUAAAACGUUAACAUUAUUGCAUAGAUUUUACUCAAGUAACGUUACCUAACUGUUAACGUUAACUGGUUAGCGCGUAUGUUGGCUAUAAUAGUAGCUAAAUACUUAGGCUCGCUAGCUAACUAGCUGGUGAAUAUAGCUAUCGAACGUUAGUUAAAAGUUAGUCCCUUUCCUUUGCCAAUAACGUUCGCAUUUGACGUAACUACCUAGUGCUGAUUUUUAAUUAAAGUUAAUGCUGGCCGAAAUUGAUGUUUUCUAACGCCCUUCAUUUUCCUAAGCUAACUGAAAGUUACUUUUCGUCAUUAGAUAUUUGAGUCAUGUUCUUCCAAUGGCUGAAUUUUGUCUUUAUUUCUUUGACAGAAUUCAUUUCCUACACGCAGCUGCCCCUGCAUUAACCCGGAUAUCAUACAGGUUGGAUUAUUUUAGAUUUAAAAAUAAGUUUAGUUUAAUAACCGGUGUGCCUAAAUAGAAGUGUUGUAUGGAUAACAUCAGGCAGCCGAACUGCCAAGAUGUAAUUCCGUCUAGGGCAUCAGAAGCAAGACCCAAGGAGGAACCAGAAAAAUCCUCCCUUAUGGAGGAUGCACAGAUCAGCCUGUGGAACUCCUUGGAGUCAGACACUGAAAGUCUCGUCCAGGAGAGGAGGUACCAAAUGGAACUUAAAUCUCGGAUCCAACAGGCGAAUGAGAUAGUGAAUGCAAACAGCGAGGGGUAUGUGGAUGAGAGUAGUGGGGAGGAAGAGGAUGACUUGGAAGAACUUGUGGGAGAAGAUAACUACAUCUAUGAUAGCCUUGAUGUCGCAGAAUCCCAGCAAGGACAGAUUAAAACAGUACCACAUGACACCAAAGUUGGUGAGAUACUGCAAAAGAAGCGCCAAGACAAGUUCGGGUACAGACCUGCGGAGGACGAAUAUGCAGGCUUACGUUAUGACCCCAACUGGAGGACCAACCUGAAGGAAGACAAGCUCUUUGAGGAAGGGAACCAGCUCUUGCUAGAGGAAGAGGGGCCCAAUGUUUAUGCAGAUCCGAGUGAUGAGAGUCCCUGGAAGUCGAGAGAUCAUUCUGGAAACGGAGAACAGAAAAAUCUUUCAGAUCACAGGCAGGCCCGUUCCAUGGGCCUUGCAGUGUACAUGGCACCAGACCGUCUCUCAGAGUACAAGUCCAAACGUCUCCCAGCUCCUCACUACACUCCCCCACAGAGGAACAUGGCUGUGGGGGCAGAAACAACCCUAUCGGAACAGCAGAGGCCCCAGAAGGGGCUUCACCGCACCGAGGACGCCUCUUCCAGAAGACCAAAUGGUGUCCCAGCUGCUGGGAACCGAAUGCAUUCAGGAGAAACGCAGGUCGUCUCUCAGGAACAAGAGGAGUCUUAUGAAGAGAUGAAUCAGAGGUAUGCAAAGGAGUACCAAGUCUUCUACGAGCAAGAAUCUGACCGUACCGAGAAUUCCACAGACAACAGCCAUGACAGCGCUUACAGUAAUCCGAAUCAGUCCCGCCGAUUACCAAACAUCAGGCAAACCAAGCCCAGAAAAGACAUUGUGGAACGGAACAAAAUGACACUGGGGGUCAGGAGAAAACAGGCCUCCUAUCUUUCUGCACAUGGUCAGAAGGGACUGAAGGAAGAGCAGAAAAGCCAGCAGCAGGGGUCUGACGCUGUGGAAGAGACAACUGAACAUCAGUAUUUAAACCCUGAACUGAGGUGGCAGCAGAAAACACAGAGGCUGAAGGUCCACAGAGAGAAGAAGAAGGGGAAGAGGGAAGGAGACCACCCAUGCCCAGGUCCUCCCGGCGGCGACCUCAGGGAGCGGGGCAAUCCCAGCGUCCCCCGGGACGGACACGGUCCCCGUCAGCGCCGGGGACAGGCCGAGGUCCUGGUAAUCGACGAGGCGGACCACGGCGACUCGCCCCUCUCCCCGACACCGCCGACAUCGCUGUGGCCACAGGGCCUCUCGCCCCACACGAUGAACCCUCCCACCUUCAACCUGAACAUCAACCUCAGUGCAUCAGGAGACGGGGUCCCAGGGUUCCUGGGCCAGGAACACCAGCACGCCAGCCUCAACCUGUCCCCUCCCCGCGGUCCUUCACUGCGGUCCAGGCCCGCCAUUUCUUACCACAAUCCCAUGAGCGGUCACUAUGACCCAGCGCAAGUGGUCUACUACGGUCCUAGGUAUCCGCACUCGGCUCCACAGGCAGUUCUGCCCACCAGCUGGUUUCCCGCUCAGAAGAUCCAGGGGACACUGCCGCAGGGCAGCAAGAGAGGACCCAGGGACGUGCCUCCACUCUGGGACCACGACAGUCACUCGCUCCAGGGAAUGGAUUCUGACCGCUCCUGGCUUGGGCCUGCCACGUGGCAGCCUGCGGGGGACUGGAGUCUGUACCUGAGUCCAGGUGAACAGCGUAUUGAGCUGCGGCCCCCACACAGGCUCCCAGCGCAGAGCACAGGGUCUUACCCCCUGCUCCCCCCGAUCGGGGAAGCGGUGGCCAGCGACUCUGAGCUGAGCGGCCAGAACGCCAGGCACAACAUAAACGGCAUGCAGCGGAGCAUCUCAGAAGGGUACCUCGCUCAACUGGAAAAACAGAGGCAACUGAAGGAGAAAACGGCCUACAAGGCGUACACUCUAAAAGACUACAAAGCCCUCAAAAAGGAUGUUAAGCUUGGUGGACUGGGACCAGAUUACAAAGUAACACCAAUUACAGCGGAGAAAAUUAGACGACGGCAGCAGUAUUCAGACAAAGUCCGCGAGAACAACAAGAACAUAAGCAGAAUACCCUUUCUGCCGACCCGAAACCCUUGCCCUGCGGGCGGGGACACCACCGAGAACAUGGUUCCCAGGAUGAAGGCCCUGGAGUACGCCAGGAGCAUUCCAAAACCCAAGCCUCCCGCCGAGCCGAAGAGCAGCGAGAGGGACGGUCCCCGGGACUUCCUCCAGGAGCGGGCCCAGUACCUGGAACACCUGGACCUGACCCAGCUGGCUCGGCUGGAGAUGCUGCAGAAGCGUCACGAGGAGGAGAAACAGGUGGUGGCUCAUUUCAAAGCCCUGCGUGCCGUUUAAUCUGCCAUUGAUUGUUCUGUCUCGGGAGAUGGCAGGACACGUGAAAGGAACAUGCCCACUUUAGCUUAUUGACCCUGAUAUGAGAUUUAUAGGCACUUAAACAGAGGCUGCCUACAGCCACGGAAUACACCCUUGAAUGAUUGAUUGAACUAUUUUUUGCAACAUACUUCAGGUUAACAGAUUUUAGUGACACUAAUACAUCUUUAAAUUAGUACCCUUUGACCUGGUAGUACAUGUUAUCCCUUUUGGACUCCUAUACCCUGUAUGCUGUUUAACAUUGUUUGCGUCACUGUGUAUUUCCAUGUUGUGGGAAUAAUUGAUCUAUUUUCGUGUGUUUAACCUCUUUUUAUUUUAUUUUUCUCCUGCGUAUAUACAGCACAAAAUAUGUGCCUUGAUUAAUCUGUCCUAUCCUCUGUUAUUUGAGGGGGAAAUGGGUGCCCUGUGCAAUAGUACUGUUAUGUGAGUUUUUAAAAAGAAUUCUCCACGUGUCACAUGGACAAACACGUUGGGGAGGAAGCCGGCUCUCGCUCUCAUUCGGGCCUAAAGCGGCGACGCUGCGGAAUAGAGCAGCAAGCGAAAGGCGUCCCUUCGUCCGUAUCUGCACGCCUGGGGAGAGGCCUGAACGGGCAGGCCGCGCUGGCUUCAUCACAGGACGGCACUCUGCUCUUGUUCUGGGGUCCAGCCACUGCCUCCUCCAUUCACACAGCAUGCACCUGGCGCUGCUAAUCUAGUAAUAAUCUGCGCCGUUUUUGUUCCCCCUCCCUGAUUAUCCCCCGGAAUAUUUCCUCUUUCUGCCCCCUCCUUUCGCCCAUUAAAAUAAAAAAUGGGUCAAAAAUGGUGACACUUUGAAGCCGUCCUGAUUAGGCCCAGCAAACUUGUUUUCUAUAUUUUAAAGUGAUAAUUCUACCCCCCAUAAAACAAUCUCAAGCACCUAUUUCUUUAAUGGAACCUUUAGAUGAUUAUCAAAGAGCUAUUUACCCAUAUGUAAUAUUUUAAUUAGAUUAUAGUCUCUAUUUAACCCAUCAUAGCUCCUUUGAUGCUCUGUGUUUUUAGCGUUAAGCCUCUGAAGCGAGGGACUGAUAAAUACCGGACCUUUUGAAUUAAUGAGAAAUGAUGCCUUUCCUGGCCCAACUCUCUUUGCAUCUGCACCCCCCUCCCUCCUCCGCCGCCAUAGAAUUGAGUUAAUUGAAGGGGUCUCUCGCCACGACACAUGAAGGAGGCUGAAUUAGCAUCCCUUUUAGCACUGACACAGCGCCUUUGAUCUGAGCACAGGGCUGAAGGAGGCAGCAGCCCCCGUGAAAAUGAGCUGAUGGCCUGGCUAUUAGUUGGAAAUGCAGAUGCGUCCAUGUGUUGCAAAAUGCUUAAUCUUUUAAUUGAUCACCUUCCGCACGGCCCAUUCUCUUCACGCUUUUUAUUUUCCCAGUAAAUCAGAAUCACAUUUUGGAAACAAAAUGAAUUGCUUUUCAAA